Penicillium antarcticum is the source of this 1941-nucleotide messenger RNA. Its product is annotated as protein serine/threonine kinase activating protein nimO. Gene Ontology annotation, biological process: regulation of cell cycle phase transition; positive regulation of nuclear cell cycle DNA replication. Lineage: Eukaryota; Fungi; Ascomycota; Eurotiomycetes; Eurotiales; Aspergillaceae. The coding region runs from base 1 to 1941 and encodes 646 amino acids. Gene Ontology annotation, molecular function: zinc ion binding; nucleic acid binding; protein serine/threonine kinase activator activity. The record is from RefSeq and is a predicted model, not a curated record. Gene Ontology annotation, cellular component: Dbf4-dependent protein kinase complex; nucleus. The transcript is spliced from 3 exons.
AUGGCCACUGUAUUCGUACCUCCAUCGCCGCGAAACUCCCUGGCCAUGGCGACCCGCCGCCCACUUGCCAACGUGCCGAAUGCAACCAAUUCACCACAUAGGUCAGGACCUGUACAAGCCAAGCGAUCCAGGUCUACACAGAUGGAUAUCCCAUACGGCCAACCACCCCCGAAAAAGCAGGUCAUGGAGGUUAUAGAGAAUGAUGACCGGUCCCCUAGUCGAAGCAGGUCGACUACUGCUCAAAACACGGACUCGAAAUUAUUUGCGCGACGGUCUAACAACGUGCCUCCUAGUGCUUUCGAGAAGAAGCUUGUUGCAGCUCGCGAAAAGGAACGUCAGCCGGUGGUCAAGACUAUCAAGACAGAAAAGGCUUCUGCGGAUACCAUGGAUACAAUUAGACAGUGGCAGAGACAUUACAGAAAGGCAUUCCCUCAGUUUGUUUUCUACUUCGACAGCAUCCCUGAGGAUGUUCGUCGCAAGUUCUCUCGCCAGGUCAUUGCUCUCGGCGCUCGUGAGGAGAAAUUCUUUUCGCGUCUCGUCACUCAUGUUGUUACAUCUCGUGCUAUCCCACCCGAGUCCACAAGCCCAACCGAACCCGAAACCACUGCCGACGCGACGAACGGAGAAGGAAAUGUGCAAACAGUCAAUCCUUCUAUGCUGGAGAGAAAUGGGGACACAAACCUGCAUGUGUCAUUGAAGACGGAUACCCGCCGUGACCAAGGAACCAUGGAUGUUCUUCAGCGCGCUCGCCAAAUGGGCAUGAAGAUCUGGGCUUUGGAGAAACUUCAACGCAUGAUCACCACCAUUAACGAUAGUGAUAUUGGUGCUCAAGCGGACGCUGCAUCACGGAGCAAGUCUGCUGGUGGAAAUGCCGCCAAUGGAAAGGGCGAAAAUGAUCUCUCGCGAGUCCUUCGACAGGAACUACUCAAUGGACCAUCCGAUCGUGAUCCAUUGGCGUCAAUGGAGAUGCUGAUGUUCAAGGGCCCUUUCCUUUAUAUUCACGACAUGAAUGAGAAGACAAAGCCCGUCAUGGUUCGGGAAUACUCUCGGGUCGCCAGGCGGCAGGAUGGUUCCUGGCCCCAAUUCAGAAGUGCCCCUCUGGGCAAGUGUCCUUUUAUCGAUGAACCUCCAAGCAAGAAAGAAUACGAUCGACACCGUCUGCGCCACCUCCAGAAAGAGAAGAAGGCCGCCCUCCACAAUACUGAUGGAAACCGCGAGGCUAAGCCAAAAGCAAUAGCUCCUGCUCAGCAUGAUCAAGACGCCAAACCAGUCACUGAAGUCAUUAAGUCGAAGCCUACAGAGAAUGAACAGCGCAUCUCACCUCCAACUCAAACCGAAUCUCAGAAGCCCUCAGUUGACGAGAACAAUGAGCGAAAGAGUUCAGAGAGCUUCAUCCCUCCUCACUUCCCUCGCACUGGUCCUUUCUACACUGGUCGCGAGCCAGCCGCUUCAGGCGUUCAACCGUCCAAUAUGACCUCUGCAAUUCGCUCCCAGAUGAUCUCCUCCACUGCUGCAGCACCUGGUGCGAAGGCCGGGCUCAGCAAGGAAGUCCACGGGCUCAAGCGCAAGGUCCUCGAGAAGGGCACUGGAUCAAUGGCUGCUCCUCAGCGUCGCGAAGGAUCUGCACCUGUCCAGUCUAAGAGCAUGAACCCCCCCGGACGAUCUAAUCUCCGCCAUGAAGAUGAUGGAAACCAGUCCGAAGUUGCUGGCUCCAAACGUCAAAGAGAAGACAAGGAGCAGCAACGGAGGGCCGAGCGACGCAGAGACCCCAAGCCUGGCUACUGUGAGAACUGCAGGGACAAGUUCGAUGACUUUGAAGAGCACACUCUCACAAGAAAACAUCGUCGUUUCGCUGCAAACUCCACGAACUGGGCUGAACUUGAUGCGUUACUCUUUGAAAUUCAACGUCCUCUCAAGGACAAGUACGAAUAUGAUGAAUAG